Molecule: messenger RNA, 1215 nt
Organism: Thlaspi arvense
Lineage: Eukaryota; Viridiplantae; Streptophyta; Magnoliopsida; Brassicales; Brassicaceae
Source: the annotation of a GenBank genome assembly
AUGCAGCCAUUACAUCAGUCCCAACUUCCCCAGAAUUCGGCCGAGGCGGAGAACAAUCAGUCGGAGUUGGACGCGCCGCCGAAGCAGGUGGCUCAGGCCAUGGAUCGUCUUAAUCAAGCGGCUAGGGUUAUCGCCGAUAUCCGCCUCGGCGCCGACCGUAUCCUCGAAGCCUUGUUCGUGGCUUCGCAUCCUCGCCACACCGACAUGCCCCUUCAGCUCUUCCUCAGAGAAGACACCUCCAUGCGUCAGCACCUUCAGGAUCUCAGCUUAAUCGGUAAGAAGCUGGAGGAAUCUGGGGUUCUCACUGAAUCUCUCCGGUCAAGAAGCAACUCAUGGGGUCUUCACAUGCCACUGGUAUGUCCAGAUGGUGCAGUCGUCGCCUAUGCUUGGAAAAGGCAGCUUGCUGGCCAAGCUGGUGCGUCUGCUGUUGAUAGAACCAGGUUAGCUCUCAAGGCCUUCACGGAUCAGAAGAGACGAUUCUUCCCUCACAUUGACGAUGGACUAAAGAUGGAACCAAGAUCUAAAAAACCUCGUGCCUCCCAUUCACUAUUACAACAUGAUAGAGAGGAGCCCGUCGGUUACGAAACGUUGCCAGAUAUGCUGUCGAGAUUAGAGAAGCUGGUCCCGAAUGUGAAGGUAUCUACUUAUGGACGGUUGAACUGGCUGAAAAGAGCCAGCUCGUUACAUGUGUCUGGCGGUGAGGAUUCAACAGAAGCGUCGAAACCUAUUUUCCAGAGUUCUAGUAAGCUGAGAUCAGGGUUACAGGCUGAAGUUGUUGAUAAGGUUGCUGUCAUUGAAUUAUCAGUACCAUCUGUAUUCAGAGCUGUAGUCUCGUUGAAUCCUGCUGGCUCUCUCGAUCCUGAUGCAGUUGCAUUCUUCUCUCCAGAUGAGGGAGGUAGCUACUUACAUGCGAGAGGCUUAUCGGUUUAUCAUGUUUACAAACACAUCACGGAACAUGCUGCUACAGCCUUGCAAUAUUUCCUCGGCUUUGGUACCGGAAGUGGAACACCUCUCUACUCUCUUCUGCUAUGGAUAUGCAGUUUUGAAUCCCUAUUUAGCAAACCUUGCAGUAAAUGUGGAAGGCUAUUAGCAAUGGAUAAAAAGUCUGCUUUAAUCCUACCUCCUCUACACCGCGCUUACCAAGAAUUGCCUCUUGCGGUCAACAUGGAUGUUUGUGAAGCUUAUCACGCCGGUUGCUCUCCAGAUGAAUCUUAG